AUGUCUACUAGCUGUGGUAUUUGCUAUGAUGAUUAUGACUCCGACGAACAAAUCCCCUGCAUCGGAACGUGUGGUCAUACAAUUUGCGAUAGAUGUCGCCUUCUGAUGCACUCAUCGAAAUGUCCUCAUUGUAACCGAAAAGAGGCAUUUUCUGUGAAACAUGUUAAUAAACAACUCUGGGAUCUCAUUCAAUUUUCCAACUUUGUUUUCGGAAAACCUCAAAAUGUUGAAGAUAAUAAAAAUCUGAAACAAUGUACAAACUGUGGAGAGUUCUCGAAAAAACUGAGAGUUUGUCGCGAUUGUUGUGUUCGGUCGGGCAUCGUCCAGAAGUAUUUCAGAGGAGAUGAAGAAGUACUGGGAGAUGAGGAUGAAGUAUGCGAGAAAAUAAGGAGUCAGGCAAUGUGUGGAGAUUGUAUUAUUGAUGGAGAACAUUUUAGACAUUCGACUGAGAAUUUGGAAAAAUUUAUUGAAAGUUAUCUUGAUUUUUUGAGGAUUAUUAAAAAGUAA
Molecule: messenger RNA, 507 nt
Organism: Caenorhabditis briggsae
Lineage: Eukaryota; Metazoa; Nematoda; Chromadorea; Rhabditida; Rhabditidae
Exons: 2
Coding region: 1-507 (168 amino acids)
Source: RefSeq, a predicted model, not a curated record